AGACGCCACAGUAACCCAGAGACAUUGAAUGACUUUGUGUGCUAGUCCCGGCAGUGAGAGAAAAGUUUUGUGUGGGUUUUUGACUGGUCCACGACAGGUUCGGAGCUCAUGGAGGCCCUCAUACCUGUCAUAAACAAACUGCAGGAUGUAUUCAACACAGUGGGCGCCGAUAUCAUUCAGCUGCCGCAGAUCGUGGUCGUAGGGACGCAGAGCAGUGGAAAGAGUUCGGUUUUGGAGAGUCUUGUCGGCAGAGAUAUCCUGCCGCGUGGCACCGGCAUCGUCACCCGUCGGCCGCUCAUUCUUCAGCUUGUGCACAUUGAGCCAGAAGACAGAAGAAAAACCAGUGAGGAGAAUGAAAUCAAGAAUAACGGACGGCUUUUCAGAGGCAUUGACGGAGAUGAAUGGGGGAAGUUCUUACACACCAAAAACAAGAUCUACACAGACUUUGAAGAAAUUAGACGAGAAAUAGAAUCUGAAACGGAAAGAAUAACUGGCAACAAUAAGGGAAUUAGUGAUGAACCGAUUCACCUUAAAAUAUUUUCGCCACAUGUCGUCAAUCUAACGUUGGUGGAUCUUCCUGGCAUCACAAAGGUUCCAGUGGGCGACCAGCCCAAAGACAUUGAGAUUCUCAUCAAAGAACUCAUCGUGAAGUACAUCUCAAACCCGAACUCCAUCAUUCUGGCCGUGACUGCGGCCAACACAGACAUGGCUACAUCAGAGGCUCUAAAAGUGGCUCGGGAGGUGGACCCAGAUGGCAGGAGAACGUUAGCUGUGGUCACCAAGCUGGACCUGAUGGACGCUGGUACGGAUGCCAUGGAUAUCUUGAUGGGAAGGGUCAUUCCUGUCAAGCUGGGUAUUAUUGGUGUGGUUAACAGGAGUCAGUUGGAUAUCAACCAAAAGAAAUUGGUGGCGGAUGCAAUUCGGGAUGAAUAUGCCUUCCUGCAGAAGAAGUAUCCCUCUCUGUCUAGCAGGAAUGGGACCAAAUAUCUGGCCAGGACAUUGAAUAGGUUGUUGAUGCACCACAUCAGAGAUUGUCUCCCGGAGCUGAAAACCAGAAUCAAUGUGCUGGCCGCUCAGUACCAGUCGUUACUCAACAGUUACGGUGAACCCGUGGAGGACACAAGUGCCACCUUGCUUCAGCUCAUCACCAAGUUUGCAGCAGAGUACUGCCACACCAUAGAGGGCACGGCCAAGUACAUUGAGACGGCAGAGCUUUGCGGUGGAGCGAGAAUCUGCUACAUAUUUCAUGAAACGUUUGGUCGAACCUUGGAGUCCGUUGAUCCUCUCGGGGGUCUGACAACGAUUGAUGUGCUGACAGCCAUCAGAAAUGCUACAGGGCCAAGACCUGCGCUGUUUGUGCCUGAGGUUUCCUUCGAGUUGCUGGUUAAGCGGCAGGUCAAGCGCUUGGAGGAGCCUAGUCUGCGUUGUGUGGAGCUGGUUCAUGAAGAGAUGCAGCGGAUCAUUCAGCACUGCAGCAACUACAGCACACAAGAGUUGCUGAGGUUUCCAAAACUCCAUGAUGCCAUCGUAGAAGUGGUUACUUCUCUCCUGAGAAGAAGACUGCCAGUCACCAAUGAAAUGGUGCACAACCUGGUUGCCAUCGAGCUGGCCUAUAUCAACACCAAACACCCAGACUUUGCUGACGCCUGCGGCCUCAUGAACAACAACAUUGAGGAGCAGAGACGCAGCAGAAUGAGAGACCUGCCCUCGGCUGUUCCUAGAGACAAGGCAGCGCCCGGCACCUCUCAGAACACUCCUGCCAGCGAACAAGCGGACAGUGGCACCGGCAACUGGAGGGGAAUGUUGAAGAAAGGCGAUGACGGACUCGUGGCUGGCGACAGGGCGUCGCAGUCCACUUCCGGGACCUCUAGUCCACAGAAAGGUCACGCUGUCAACCUGCUAGAUGUGCCUGUGCCAGUGUCCAGGAAGUUGUCUGCUCGGGAACAGAGGGACUGUGAGGUCAUCGAGAGACUAAUAAAGUCCUACUUUCUCAUUGUCCGGAAAAACAUCCAGGACAGUGUACCGAAGGCAGUGAUGCACUUCCUGGUCAACCACGUGAAAGACUGUCUCCAGAGUGAACUGGUGGGUCAGUUGUACAAGGCCUCGCUGCUGAACGACCUGCUGACGGAGUCAGAGGACAUGGCCCAGAGGCGCAACGAGGCUGCAGACAUGCUGAAGGCGUUGCAGAAAGCCAGUCAGGUGAUAGCUGAAAUCCGAGAGACCCACAUGUGGUGAGGAUCUUCUCACAGACCUGCCUCACCACAGAAGAUCCACCCUUGCUGCUGCUCUAAGCUACUCUCAGAACAGUGUCAAUAUGUUCACAUAGGAGCUUUUGGGCUCUGAUCAUGGGCGCAACUUCGUCCCUUUUCAUCACCCUCAUCCGCUAGAUUAUUCUAUUUUUCUGACUCAACAAAACAAUGAAAAUAGUAAGGGACUCGGACCACUGUUGCCAUGCUGAACAAUGUUAGUUAGGAUUCCAACAGCCACAACUGUAUUACAGUGUAGAUUCCGGUCAUGGAUGUUUCCGAAUGAAUGCACUUAAUUGUUGGAUUUUAUUGGUUCCAAUAAAGG
Synchiropus splendidus (mandarinfish) is the source of this 2571-nucleotide messenger RNA. RefSeq names its product dynamin 1-like (gene dnm1l). The record is from RefSeq and is a predicted model, not a curated record. Gene Ontology annotation, cellular component: microtubule; mitochondrion; membrane. Gene Ontology annotation, biological process: mitochondrial fragmentation involved in apoptotic process; mitochondrial fission. NCBI's taxonomy places the organism in Eukaryota, Metazoa, Chordata, Actinopteri, Syngnathiformes, Callionymidae. The transcript has 19 exons. Gene Ontology annotation, molecular function: GTPase activity; GTP binding; microtubule binding. Bases 109 to 2235 code for a protein of 708 amino acids.